UAGCGGAGAUUGUUUACGUCUCAACGGAUAAGUGAGUAUUUGAAUUGAUUGUGACGUUUAUUUCUGGAUCAAAGAGCCGCUCAAAUGUCUUUAAAAACGAAAAAGAUGGAUAAUUUACUGAAACCCAUUGCGGUGCAGGUGAAUAAAUUGAAUCAUCUCCUUGAAGAUGACAAUAACGAUCCUGAAGACGUGACCUCGGUAAAAUCGAUUUUACUUUCUGAACUAGAGAAAUUUACCACGAUGCUGCAGCUGUCGCGGAGUCGGUACUGCGAUGGCAGUGCUUCGUACGAUGAAAUGAAGUCCAAGAUAACAUCGAUAAUAAAAGGGUUCUGUACGAUGUCAACGACACCAUCAGCCCCGAGGGAUCCAGGAAAUACAGUCCAGAAGUUUCUGGAGGAACUGACGAGCGCUCUGAGGAACCUGGAGAACCUGGAGCACUUCGAUCUGAAGGAGCAGCUGCAGUACACGAUGACUUACGUGAAGGAGAUGGGAGAGGUCAAUGAGAUCGAGGACUUUAAGAACAUAAAAGAAAUCGGGGAGAGUCUCCUGGACAUACUGGGACCUCUCCAGGACUACGGAAAGGGUCUAACAUCGAGAUCCUUGAAGGAAAAACUUGCUCUGUGCGUCUGCCAACUAUGUGCAGCCUUUUCGAUGCUCAUGAGUGUUGUCUACACUCAGCACGAGAUAAAUCUACCCAUGUACACGUCAAAGAGCUACAUCUGUGGAAGAAUCUGCUGGUGCCUCAGGAUGAUAAAUGAAAUCUUCGAGUCGAAGACUGUAGAUCCUGAAAGUGACACAGAAAGAAUUGAUCAUUUCGUUUAUAAAAUGGACAUGGCUCUGGACAUAAUCUCUGAUCUUCCUGAGAAGCCCCAGGGGGAGCAGAUGAUCGAGUGCAGUAGACUCUGGACUGCCGUUGAAGAUGUAUUCUCCCACGCAAUGGUGAUCGCCCAGGUUUGCGAUCCUGAGAAUUUCAAGGCUAUUACUGGAGUGUGCCAAUCGAUAAUGAAUGAGUACGAUAACCUGAAGGGGCAGAUCUCUGCGGAACAACCAGAUUUUAUGCUCAAUUCACUGUUCGUCAACACCUUUACUGACGCUCUUUACAGGCUCGAGAGGAAGAUCAAUAUUUCCGUUCUAUCUCUGGUGCUUGAAGUUUUCAGCGAUCCCUUUGGGCCCAUGAAAAAACUCGUGAAAAUAUGUGGUAACAGCCUAGCACGUGAUAAGAGGAGCAAAAAGGAUCUGGACGAUCUUAUCGAGGAGUUUGAUCAGUUGAACGAUAGGAUCAUGCAGGUGGGGCUAUAUGCUGUUGCCUGUUGCAACGACAUCAACAGGGUGACGAAGAUAAAGAAUUGCAUGGCUAGUCUGGAGUCCCUGGAGGCAGAGCUGGUGCCCUCCAUCGUGUCCUUCUAUCUGCAUCCUCAUAAUUUGGAGAUGAGGAUGAAUGUCAAGCUGUUUACGCGUCAAUGGCAGUUGGAGAUGAAUAAAUUGAAGAACUCUGUGAACUUGAUCAUCGAUUCGUCCGCCUUCUGUCAGGUCGUUCUCGAUGAUCUGCAACCGAGGGUGCAGAUUAUGUCCGAUGAUUUGGAUAAUUUUCAGGGGAUAACGCAGGCCCAGGUGCAGGCGUUUGUCCAGAGGGCCUGCACGCUGGCUACUCAGGUGACCACAGCUGUUGAUGAUGUGGGGAAGGAUAGGGUGCACAAGCAGACGAUUAUGAUGAUCAGGGAGUUGAAGGCUGCGAUUUUUCAGACCGAUGUCGCCUCCAAGAAUUUUUUGAAGGAUAAUCCGACAGAGCCUCAGCAACUGAGGGUUAUCAAACGGUGUGAGCUCGUGGUGAAUGUUGUUAAACGUCUCCAGCCUGCUCUUUUGGUGGUGAUGAACAGUUCUCAGGGCGCUUUUGAAAAGUCCAACAGCUCGCGGGGUGAUGGGAAUUUGACUUUCGUGAAAACUCCGUAUACUGUGAAGACACACAAGCCCAUCGUGUCAAUUCAGUCUGAAGGGAGUGUCAAUAAAUCCAGGACUGAGCUCUCCUGCUUGAUCCCUUACAUAGAGAGAGGGCGAACUAUGCGAACCGAGAGGAGCAUUAUAAUGUAUAGGACCCCGAAGACUCAGGCCCGUGAAAAAAACGAUGAGAAUAAAAAUGUCGACGAUAAUAGGGAUACCAAUGUCUUGAGGAGGGAUUCUCCCUGCGUAAGGCAGCACCUCUUCUCCAGGGUGAGCUUUGACAGUGGCAGAGACAUCGAUCUCUCCUCUGAGAGCUGGAAUUUAACUGGAAUCCUUAAUAAACUCUCCACUGCGUCUGUCUCCUUCGACUGGACAACGGGCAAGAAGGACGAUGGGAAUUGGUUGUUUGGCCUCGAGACUGUCAGCCAGUACUCGAGUAUUGGGGGAGGCGAUGCACCUUCUGCUAUCGGGACGGCAGAGAGACUCGGGGAUAUUCGACAGAUUGAGAAAAAACUCGCCGCUUUGAAAACGGAUGGGUGAAAUUUAGCGACACUCAUCGCGGAAGUUAUAAAUUUAUUUUUAUUAAUGAUAGGAUUUUUGCAUUUCGAUUUGAUAUGUUCAGAGUUUAAUUUCGCCUCAUGAGAUAUUUUUAUUUUAUUUGAUCGUUCUUGGAGGAACGGUUUUUAAAGAAUGGAGGUAAUAAAACUGUUUUUUUUUUAAUUCAGAAAAUUUCGCUGUUUUGGAUUUGGGGACACUCUCUUUUUCUUCCGCUGCCGCCGCUACGAUAAUCGCUGUUCAACCUUUGCCAUAAGCACUGAUCUCUCCUAUAAUCUCUCCGUCAUGACACUUUCCAGUCAAUUUUUUCAUUUGGAAAUUUAUUAUUCCCUCUGGAAAAUGUACGGUAGUGGAAAUUUUUUACAAGCUCGUGAAAUUUAGUUCUAAAUUAGAAAUACGUCAAAGCAGAUAAAGAUUACUCGAUUCGUCGAGGAGUUGACUCAUCGACAGGUAUGUAGUGACGAUCAACACAAUAACAAUAACAAAUCUCUGGCAUAUAAAAAAUAGACAGCUGUUCUUUUUUUUGUGGUCUAUUGUUGUGGGUGGGUUUUAACACGUUUUGGAUGUCUGGGCUAUUUUUUCUCGGUCUAUUUCUGCUGCUUACCGGCAUAUGAGUAAGAUCCUUGCCUGACAUGCCAGAGGUCAUGAGUGCAAUUCUGAUUCUGGAUUUGAUGAAACUGAACUGAUGGACUCAUUCGUGGGUUUUCUUGCCUCUGGAGUACUUUUCCCGCCGUUCUCCCAACGUUUACUACUAAUUUCUGCGUAACUUCUCACGUAUUUUUUCCAGUAUUUUUCUCUCCGCGUACGUGAAAUUUCGUAAACUUCACGUAUUUUUUCUGGGAAUUUUUAUUGGACUUUCUCUCUCGAUUACAUGAUCCCAAAUGAGUUCAGAUGACUUCAAUGGAUUUGAAGUGAUUUCUGAUGAUUUCAGGACUUAUUUCAAGAUUCAAAUUGAUACUAUUGUAAUUUUUCGAAUCGAUUCCGUAAUCGGUAAGCGAACUGAAAGUUCCGUAAUUUUUUACUAAAUAUUUAUCCGUGUGAUAUUCGAUUAUUUUGAAUCCAUAAAAUGGAUAAACCAAAGAUUCGCAGAGAGUCGGAGAAUAAUUUUUUCAAUGACAGAAAUAUUAGCGUAUAAAAUGAUGGAAAUAUAAGACAGAACGUUAUAAUCUACAACUCUUCCGUUAUCGGAAAUACAUCAGCAAUAUGACACUUUGAUUAACAUAUUAUUGAUAUAGUGGAAGAACGAAUGGCAUUUGAAUGUAGCACAGGCGAGAAUCCGUUGAUUUCAUCAAUCGAUCGAAAAGGUCAUACAUUCAAGGAUCAUUAUUAUACGAUGAUAACUCGAUGAAUUGUUUUAAUGAGGACGAGUCACCAUUAUAUUACGCAUAUUCAUAAGAAGGUUGAGCAUCCGUCGUGAUCAUCUGUGAUUAAAAUUCUUAUUCUGAUUGUAAUUGAUUCCAAAAGCGUUCCUCAAACUACACCCAAAAAAUAAAAAAAAUAUUUUCAGAUUUACUUUCUUCAUUCAAGCUUUUUACGGUAUGCAAAUUUCGACUGGAAUAAAGAUUAAUUGAAGAUAUCUAAAAACUAAAUUUCAUGAUUAAGAGUAAAUUUUUGGCUUUCGAUUAAUGAAAUUCAUCGUUUCAAAAUUUUGGAUGGAAUCGCUAAAAAAUUUGGCAAUUCGAAAGAAUAAUUUCAGAAGUUGACGAGUCUCUGUUUCAGACGAAGAAAUCCCAAAUGAAAACUGGGAUUUAUUAAUUUUUUAUCAAGUAUAAGAUAUACUGAUAGAUUUAGAUGAUAAUGACAUUUGUAGGAAUGAAUUAUUUUCCUCG
Molecule: messenger RNA, 4322 nt
Organism: Fopius arisanus
Lineage: Eukaryota; Metazoa; Arthropoda; Insecta; Hymenoptera; Braconidae
Gene: Spt
Product: serendipity locus protein alpha-like
Exons: 2
Coding region: 85-2478 (797 amino acids)
Biological process (GO): cell migration; cell-cell adhesion; cellularization
Cellular component (GO): catenin complex; membrane; adherens junction
Molecular function (GO): beta-catenin binding; actin filament binding
Source: RefSeq, a predicted model, not a curated record